This is a messenger RNA of Ylistrum balloti, 2262 nucleotides long. Its product is annotated as selenoprotein N-like. Gene Ontology annotation, cellular component: endoplasmic reticulum membrane. The transcript is spliced from 9 exons. The record is from RefSeq and is a predicted model, not a curated record. Gene Ontology annotation, biological process: skeletal muscle fiber development; calcium ion homeostasis. Lineage: Eukaryota; Metazoa; Mollusca; Bivalvia; Pectinida; Pectinidae. Gene Ontology annotation, molecular function: calcium ion binding.
UGCUUCGCAAUGUCGGAGCAAGACGCUACAGCUGGUCCUCCUGCUGGAGGGGGAGAUUCUCCAUCCCCAGGAGACACUGGUUUGCGAAAAAGAAAGGGCAAACAGAAGAAGAAAGAUUCUAACACGGAGAGCCCUGCACAUGAUCAGGAAGAAAGCCAACCGAAUCCUGUUCAGCAGCCACAAGUAUUGCCACCACCACAGGCUAAUGAAGAUAUCGUUUAUGUCCCGGCUAACAGAAUUGUCUUUGCUGUUCCAAAAUGGUUGUUAAUUUUGGUUACAACAGUAUCUGGCAUAUUUUUUGUUGGGUUUGGAGGUUACAUGGGAGAUGUUUUAUGGAAAAAAUACUAUGGGAUAAAUGAAGGUUAUGGAGACAGUGUUAUUGAUGCUGUGAAAGUUUCAAUAGGAGAAGAGGCCACAGAAUUGUUCCUCAAAUUUGACAUCGAUAAAGAUCAGAAACUGUCAAUUGAAGAAUAUGAAGCAUUGUAUCACAGAUUGGCAGGCAGCGGAUUCAAUGUAACAACUCAACCAGAAUUCAAACAGGUCAUUGAUGACGAUGAUGAGGUGAUCACAGUGAGAUCCCACUUCAAACCACUGGUACUGGAGACAAUGACCAAGGAUUUGGAUGAGACCUAUGUUGGUGGUGGACUUGAUGCUCUGGCUGGACUGAAGGGAUGGACAAAACCUAACAUUGAGUGGACCAACCUUGGUGUCAAACAUUUCAAGUCAUUCUUCCCUAAGAAAGAGAUUCAAAUGUCCAGUGUGGGAGAUGUGUACUUUAUCUAUCAGAACAGCCCAGGUAUUCAUGGUACAAACCACAUGUCCAGUAAUCGGUACUACCCCCCACAGCUGGAGGAAAGUCUUGUUGUUAUUCAUCGCAUGCUCAACAUGUUCCAUGCUCGUCCAUUUCUCAGGAACCGCUUCCCUCCUCAAGGAGCUGUGGCAUGUGUUCGGGCUUUUAAUGAUGAAUAUGUUGACAUAGCUUUCAGAAUUCAUGGAGAGUUCCAGCUGAAUGAGCCGCCAUUUUAUCCAUUUUGGUAUACACCCGGACAGUUCACAGGAAAUUUGGUGAUAUCACGGGACCGCAAACGGAUCUUACAUUUCCAUAUGUAUGUGCCCACAGAAAACAAGCUGAAUAUAGAUAUGGAAUGGCUAAACGGACCACUAGAAGGAGAAAAUAUGGAGGUCGAUAUUGGCUUUCAGCCACAGAUGGAGAUUACGAUUACAGCUCCAUCUGUACCUCUUACUGCUGAAAAUUUGGAAUACCAAAAGGACUUGGAAGUUCAAGCUGACAAUACCAUGGAAGACAAGGUCAAGAACAUCAAAUGGAAAGGGGAGAUAACUAUGAGAGAGGCCAGGAAAAAGAUGGAGGUGAAGAUGUAUCCAUUCAAACAGGUGGAAUACUUCAACUUCACCCAGUCGUUUGAGAAAGCAACAGAGGAGAAGAAGCUGGUGCAUUCCAUAUUACUUUGGGGUGCACUAGAUGAUCAAAGUUGCUGAGGUUCCGGGCGGACUCUCAGGGAGACUUCCCUGGAAAGUCCGCCCGUUGUCUCUCUCCUUCAGGAGAGUUUCAUUAGCAGUUGGUUCCUCAUCGCUGAUUUGAAGGAUCUUGAAAAAGAUACUCAUCAGCCAGAGGUUAGCAAGGCUGCUAAGCAUUUUCUGUCAAACUAUAAAUUUCCUGUAAUGAUGAUAGUGUCUCUUCCCAACGGCACCAUCAUCCACAAGGUCAAUGCCAACGAGUUUAUGGAGGAAGACGCACCCAUCUCCUCCGUUAUAGAGUAUGCGGAUAAAAGUGAUGUAGUUGAAACAGCACCAUAUGGCAAAAUAUUUGGCACACGACGUAUUGGAGGGAGUGCUAGUAAAGAUGAAGGAAGCAAAGAAAUACCGGAGGAAGAAGAAUUAAAGGAUGGGUUCCAAGAUCGCCAUACUACACAAUACAUGAAGUUUUUGAAAGAAGGUCUACGUCGAGCAGAGCCAUAUGUUGACCAGUUGUCCUAAAAAUCCAGAAGAGUUGAAGAUUCAUUCAUCAUUGAUCCUGAGGCUCUGAUUAGAACAUCAUCAUAGGAAUCGUCCACAUCAUUCAUCACAUAUCUUAAAACCAUGACAGAAUAUUUAAACCUGAGUGUGUAAAAGUGACAUUCAUUUGUAGUUUUUUUAUGUGUUUGAAUGUAAAAUGUUUGAAACAUUUUUAUGGUAAAAAGAUACUUUUUAGUAUUGUUUGAAAGUGUGAAAUAUGUAGUUUGAUAUAGUUUUAUAGAAUGUAAA